CAAAAAUUUGAAAUAGUAAUUUUAUAAAUUCCUUUUAAUGCAUUAAUUUACGAAAAAGUUAUAAAACGGGUGCUUUUCUAGACACUAGUCAACACGAUACCACUAAAAAAUGGAUUUGGUUUCGAAUCAUCGCUACAAAUACAAAUAACCAAAUACAUACCUGUUUAAUAUAUUCUAGUAUUUUGAAAAUAAUGUAGUUAAUGUGAGAGAACACUGGAAGUAUAGUCACAACCGAAAUCUAUCUUAAUGGUAAAAAUUUGGAAUUUGGAAUUUGCUUACUUAAUUAAAACAUACCGUUUCUGUAUCCUCAACUUCAACAGAAGAAGUUUAAAUCGAUGUGAUAUAAGUUCCGCAAUGACCGAUAUUUUAUUUUUACAUAAAAGAUCUCGCUACUCUCUGGCAUGAAAGUAUUCCAUUAUUUAGAGC
Phyllotreta striolata is the source of this 426-nucleotide messenger RNA. NCBI's taxonomy places the organism in Eukaryota, Metazoa, Arthropoda, Insecta, Coleoptera, Chrysomelidae. The record is from the annotation of a GenBank genome assembly.